UAGUAGCCGGACAGCAAACCAAAAAUAUGCAAGAAAACCCAUCCAGUAGUCCUUUUGAGAGAAGGAUGGAAAGUUAUCAAACCCAAGAUUCUAAUGACUUGCACCAGUUAUGGCGUCCUCGUGAAGAAGACCUUGAGAAACUUUAUCGAGUUCCGUUGGGUUUGACCAACGAACAACUUGUUGAAAAGUUGCAACUAUUUUCAGGGGAAGGAGAAGAGAAGACGUUGUUUGUUUGGGUAAACAGAGACUUGUUGGGCUAUCGCUUUUUAUUUUGGUUGACCGGAAUGGUGUUGAAAGAAAAGCAAGAUGGAGAUGUAGAGCAUGCAAACAAACUAGAGAUUAUAAGAGAUUGGGUUAUUGAAAGUGUCGUGAAGAUAGAUCGAUUUCUAGUGAGAAGAGUGAAACAAGCAGAAGAAAAACUAAAAAGUUUAAUUCAAGACUACGAUUCUUUUAAAACUUCACCGGAGAAGAAACUGCUUCAAAUAACUGGACAAAGCGAAAUGGACUUUGUUUGUCUCUGGGUAGUUGUGUAUACCGCAGUUAUAGCGUGGAAACUGAGAGCAGCCCAAACAGAAAGUUCAGCGACCCAUCCUUCUUCCAUAGUUGUGAGCGAAUGUCGUCAUUUGUUGGAACAAAAAGACGUGUUUCAAAGGAAAACUCCGAAAGGGUUGAAAUUAGUCGCACAACUAUUUGAUAGGUCGAUAGAGGAACUGAAUCCGAGGUUGAAGACACUUGGAGACACGGAUAUUCGAGAGAUUGGUCGCCUGAUGACCAUUUUGGAGUUACUUCCAGCAGACCCGUAUCGUCUGUUGUGUAGAAUUGCUUGUAAUCUUUAUGACGGUGCAAUUCUACUUCAAUACGGAGUGGAGAAUUAUCAGAUUGGUUCCGUACGCUUUGGUUUAGAUCCUUAUUCUUUUGACUCUGAAUCGAAAAUACCCAAAUUGAAUAACCCUUUUAUCACCAUUGGAAAAUGAAUACUCAAGUUUUGGUGUAAAGGAAUAGAUAAGUUUGAAGAUGAAAUAGAUGAGUUUGGGAAGUUCAAGUGGAAAGGAGUGAAUAAAUAAACCACAUCUUGUUGAAAAUAUACACACGUGAAUCAAU
Galdieria sulphuraria is the source of this 1101-nucleotide messenger RNA. RefSeq lists its product as uncharacterized. Bases 27 to 974 code for a protein of 315 amino acids. The transcript is spliced from 3 exons. Lineage: Eukaryota; Rhodophyta; Bangiophyceae; Galdieriales; Galdieriaceae. The record is from RefSeq and is a predicted model, not a curated record.